AGAAACUUAAGUAAUAUGUUAAUCAUUACAGGCUUAAGUGACAGUGUAGUUCAAGUAGGUUGUUGUCAACAUAGAAACUUAAGUAAUAUGUUAAUCAUUACAGGCUCAAGUGACAGUGUAGUUCAAAUGUGGUCACCUGAUUAUGUUCAAGUGCCUGUUGAACCAGAGAGUCCCCAGAUCAGUCCCGAUGAAGAACUCGCCGAAGCUUCGAAAGGCCAAGAAAUUGUUCGUCGUAUGAGUUGUAUAACUACUUGUGAAGAUGAACUGAAUCAGUAUCAAGGCAUACUUGGAAGAAGUUUCUCAGAGUUUUCACUGUCGGAAGAUGAGACUGAUGAGACUUUAGCUGGUCCUGAAGAUACUUCAGAACCUACAAAAGAGAAAGAUAGUUUUCCUGCAGGAAAAAAUGAAUGGCAAACUGUGAAAAAAUUAACCUGUGAUACAAAAAAAAUGAAGAAAUCUACAUUAAACUCUAACUCUGUUAAUAUUCAACACUCCAAAUCUGUGAGCCUGCUUCAGGGGGAACAACUUCAGAAAACAAUGAGCAGAAGUAGCACCGUUACUGUAACAGAAGGUAGGACUGAACAGUUGGGCAGUUUAAGAAUAAGCAAGUCAGAUACUUCUUUAAGUGAGUCCUUUGUAAUGGUGACUGAAGGUGACCUUAUUGAUGCAAAUCCUUCUGCAGAAGAUCCUAACCAGAAAAGUGAAAUGAAAAAGCAAAACAUCUUACGUCAAGGUAUGUGAUUACUCGGAGAAUAUAAAGGUUUUCUAUUCAUCUACAAGCUUUCCAAUUGUUUAAAUAGUUUUUCAUUGUGUGGAAUUAAAACAUUAUUCAUAUAUAAUAGCUGAAGUAGUCACAAGGCCA
Limulus polyphemus (Atlantic horseshoe crab) is the source of this 862-nucleotide messenger RNA. RefSeq lists its product as uncharacterized. The record is from RefSeq and is a predicted model, not a curated record. Gene Ontology annotation, molecular function: protein binding. The coding region runs from base 16 to 741 and encodes 241 amino acids. NCBI's taxonomy places the organism in Eukaryota, Metazoa, Arthropoda, Merostomata, Xiphosura, Limulidae. The transcript is spliced from 3 exons.